Messenger RNA from Chaetomium strumarium, 1080 nucleotides. RefSeq lists its product as uncharacterized. The transcript has a single exon. The record is from RefSeq and is a predicted model, not a curated record. NCBI's taxonomy places the organism in Eukaryota, Fungi, Ascomycota, Sordariomycetes, Sordariales, Chaetomiaceae. Bases 1 to 1080 code for a protein of 359 amino acids.
AUGCUCGCCCAGUUUCUGCCGAUCGCGGCGCUGCUCGCCUUCGUUGAAGCCCAUGCGGUGAUUCUGGACGCCCAAGGCGAAAGCGGGUCGCCCCCAUCUGUUGGCUUUCAAGUAAACGCCGCGAUCGCGAGGAACUGCACGACAAUCAACCCUUGCCAGAUGGACACGACCAUCAUCCGUGAUGCCGAGAUUGCCGCGGGGACCGUCAACAGCUGCGGACGCACCAAGCUCACCGGCAACAUCGACGUUGGCGAGGCUACGGAGAACGCGCUGGCGGCUAACGGCGUGACCAAGGUGAAGGCGGGCACCGAGAUACAGGUCACCAUCCACCAGGUCAAUGCCGAUGGUGCCGGCCCUUACUUCUGCGACCUCGACGAGACCAGCAACACCGGCAUCUUCAGCCACAACCUGUCCGUCACCAACAACAUCCCCGGCGCGAACGGUUUGUCGCAAGCCAAGGCUCAGGACUUCAACAUCACCGUCACCAUGCCCCAGAAUUUCACGUGCAUUGGCGGCUCGACAGGCAACAUCUGCACCGUUCGGUGCCGCAACAACGCCCAAGCCGGUCCGUUUGGCGGCUGCUUCGCCGUGCAACAGACCGACACCAAGCCCAACGACAACAGGCCCAACAACAUCAAGACGAGCGAGACGCUCGAGCACAUCAACUCGGAGGUCGCCAGCAACCAGGCCGCGCUCCCGGCGGCCGUCAAGGCCAACCAGGAUGCCGGCGGCACCGAGCAGGAGCAGAACCUCGCGGCGGUCAACGCCAUCCUCGGCCUGACAAGCUCGAGCGCGUUGGCCGACUUCCCGACACAGACGCCAAGCGUGGAGCUUGGAGGCGCACCCGCCGCGACCGCGACAGCCGUGCCGACAACGGGAACGGGAACGGGAGCGAACAAUGGUGGUGGCCGUGGUGGGAACCGUAACGGUUUCGGGAACGGCUUUGGGAACGGCAACGGAAACGCGAAUGGCGGUGCCCAGAAUGGCAAUGGCAAUGGCAGGAACGGGUUCGGGAACGGGGCGAACCGCUUUGGCAAUGGCAACGGCAAUGCAGCGGGCAAUGGCAACGCCGCCAACUAA